AUGACAGAAGAGGAACCAACUGAUGAAUCUAGAGAGCUUAUAAAUGUGAAACGUCACUCACAAGGGAUGUUCACCAAUGACUACAGUAAAUACUUGGAAGAAAAAGCUGCACAGGACUUUGUGGAGUGGUUAAAGCACAGCAAAUCUAAGAGGAGUGGAAUGACAGAAGAACUAAGCGAUGAACCCGGAGAGCUGACAAACGUGAAACGUCACUCUCAAGGGAUGUUCACCAAUGACUAUAGUAAAUACUUGGAGGAAAAACGUGCUAAAGAGUUUGUAGAAUGGUUGAAGAAUGGUGAAUCUAAAAGGAGUGGUACACCAUAGUGAGUCAGUGAAUGAAGAUAUGCCACUGUUCAGGAAAAUAUUUCAUACAACUGGAAAACCUUAAAAAUGUGUGAUUAAUGACAUCCUCAUUCUAUAGCAGUUACUUGUAUACAUUUAAAUGAAUAAACACAAUCAGUAGAUAUUCAGAUUAUGUAAAUUAAUAUAUGAAAUACUCAAAAUCUAUUGUGCUUUUUUGUAUUUCCUUUACAUAAAACAAUCCAACUGAUAAUAAAACAAAUGCUCAGUUAUUAAAAUAUA
Messenger RNA from Acipenser ruthenus (sterlet), 582 nucleotides. RefSeq names its product glucagon-1-like. The transcript is spliced from 3 exons. The record is from RefSeq and is a predicted model, not a curated record. The coding region runs from base 1 to 324 and encodes 107 amino acids. NCBI's taxonomy places the organism in Eukaryota, Metazoa, Chordata, Actinopteri, Acipenseriformes, Acipenseridae. Gene Ontology annotation, molecular function: hormone activity. Gene Ontology annotation, cellular component: extracellular region.